This is a messenger RNA of Paramecium sonneborni, 214 nucleotides long. The record is from the annotation of a GenBank genome assembly. NCBI's taxonomy places the organism in Eukaryota, Ciliophora, Oligohymenophorea, Peniculida, Parameciidae.
AAUGAUGUAUAUCACUCCUAACUAAGAUUAAUUCAUAUAUUUAUUAGAUACUAAAGAAAAAAAUAAUAUGAAUUCUAUGGUUUUAGGAUUAAGAAACAAAGAAGAAUAUGUUUAAAAUAUACUACAAUAAAGGCCUAAAUGGAACUUAAAGCUCGAAUUACUAUUUAAAUAAUUUAUACAUAAUUUAUAUACUUAAGUCGAGAUAUUUGACUGA